Molecule: messenger RNA, 279 nt
Organism: Emys orbicularis (European pond turtle)
Lineage: Eukaryota; Metazoa; Chordata; Testudines; Emydidae
Gene: C7H10orf53
Product: chromosome 7 C10orf53 homolog
Exons: 3
Coding region: 1-279 (92 amino acids)
Source: RefSeq, a predicted model, not a curated record
AUGCCCCUGCGCGCGCUGGUGACGCUCCGGUUCGGCCCCUACCGGAGCUGCGGGGUGUUGGAGCACAGGCCCUUCCGCCUGCAGGGCUUGCAAGCUGUGUUGCAAGCAGAGGGUCACCAACUUAUUCUAGAAAAGAUACCAGAUUGGAAUAAUGUAGAACUCAUAGUGAAUGGAGAGACUGUUUUCCAGUGCAACGUUAAUGACCUGGACUUUGGAGGUGAUGGCAAAUUGGAUCCACUAUGUGAAGAAGCCAGAAUAGCAGUGCUAAAUGCCUACUGA